AGCCACACCGUUGUGAUUAUUUCAACAUGGCGGCGCGCAGGGAACACGAGGACGACGACGGUCCAAGUAAAAAGAAACCGAAAUAUGUCAAGACGUUACACGACAAACACAUCAAGAAAAGACUGAUCGUUGUGCUGGAAAGGUCAUCGCUGGAAGCUGUGAAGGCUGGUAAAAAUUAUGAAUUGCUCAACUGCGAUCGUCACAGACACCUGAUGAAGAAAUUCUACCGAGAUCCCAAAGAUUGUCGUCCAGAUAUCACCCAUCAGUGUCUGCUGAUGCUGUUCGAUAGUCCUCUCAACCGGGCCGGCCUGCUUCAAGUCUUUGUCCACACAGACAAGAACGUCCUGAUCCAGAUCAAUCCCCAGACAAGAAUACCCAGGACGUUUGAUCGGUUCUGUGGUCUUAUGGUUCAACUCCUCCACAAGAUGAGCAUCAGUGCGUCGGACGGGCCCCAGAAGCUCCUCAAAGUGGUCAAGAACCCCGUCUCCGAUCACCUCCCAACAGGCUGCAAGAAGAUCGGCACCAGCUUCAGUGCUACAAAGUGUGUCAACCCCAGGGAACUGGCAUCUACUGAGGAACCGGUCGUCAUAGUGAUAGGAGCAAUGGCUCAUGGGAAGGUAGAUGUUGAUUAUAUUGAAGAGGAAGUCGCCGUCAGCCUGUACCCGCUGUCUGCUGCCCUCACGUGUGCAAAGAUCUGCUCAGGAUUCGAGGAAGCCUGGGGAGUGGUGUGAAUGUGACCUCUGACCCCACAUGAAUAUUCAUGACCACUGGCCUCGAGCUCUGCAAGAACUGUCACUGAAUUUAGCUAUCCGGUUCGUUAGUAAAUCAAACACUCGCACCACUGAUAACUAGCGCCCAUUGGAUAAAUGCUCGAGUUGCGAUAACUUCCGGUUCCAUUCGUGCUAUGCUACACCCUGUGAUGUAUGCAUUGUUAAGUUGAGAUGACGUCAUACUAACAAACCAGAUAAACAAGUAGCUUUGAAAUAUUUGUUUAUGACAUUUCUCAAAAAAACGUUGGCAUCCACAGAAUGUUGAUUCAAGGUUUUGGAUCUGGGUCUAUGGGGGAGGGGGGGGGGAAGAAACAAAAUGGAUAUUUCUUUCUUUUUCAGAAAAAAGUUGAACAAAACAUGUUUAAGAAAAUGUGUUUCAAAAGUGAAAGUUUGAGUAUUGUUUCCGUUGUGAAGUGUUUUCUG
Molecule: messenger RNA, 1193 nt
Organism: Patiria miniata (bat star)
Lineage: Eukaryota; Metazoa; Echinodermata; Asteroidea; Valvatida; Asterinidae
Gene: emg1
Product: ribosomal RNA small subunit methyltransferase NEP1-like
Exons: 5
Coding region: 27-731 (234 amino acids)
Biological process (GO): rRNA base methylation
Cellular component (GO): small-subunit processome; nucleolus
Molecular function (GO): rRNA binding; rRNA (pseudouridine) methyltransferase activity
Source: RefSeq, a predicted model, not a curated record